Molecule: messenger RNA, 585 nt
Organism: Arxiozyma heterogenica
Lineage: Eukaryota; Fungi; Ascomycota; Saccharomycetes; Saccharomycetales; Saccharomycetaceae
Gene: TIM22
Product: translocation channel protein TIM22
Exons: 1
Coding region: 1-585 (194 amino acids)
Biological process (GO): protein insertion into mitochondrial inner membrane
Cellular component (GO): TIM22 mitochondrial import inner membrane insertion complex
Molecular function (GO): transmembrane protein transporter activity
Source: RefSeq, a predicted model, not a curated record
AUGGUUUAUAGAGGUUUUGGAUUAGAAUACAUAAAUCCCCCAGAGCAUGCCAACAAACCGUUCAGUGAAUUAACACCUGAACAACAAGGUGAAAGAGGUGCUGAGAUGAUGGUCAACUUUAUGACAUCAUGUCCUGGUAAAUCAGUCAUUAGUGGUGUUACAGGUUUUGCACUUGGGGGUGUCUUUGGACUUUUUAUGGCUUCCAUGUCAUAUGAUACACCACUACAUGUACCGUCUGCAAGUGGAAUGAAUGCUAUUCAAAAGAUGGCAGAGUUACCUUUGAAACAACAGAUUAAGUUACAAUUUGCAGAUAUGGGUAAGAGAGCCUAUUCAAGCGCAAAAAAUUUUGGUUAUAUUGGUAUGAUAUAUUCAGGUGUGGAAUGUGUAGUAGAAUCUACUAGGGCGAAAAACGAUAUAUAUAAUGGUCUUGCUGCAGGGUGUAUUACUGGUGGUGGAUUAGCUUACAAGAGUGGACCACAAGCUGCAUUAAUGGGUUGUUUAGGUUUCGCAGCAUUUUCGGCAGCUAUUGACCUAUACAUGAAAAGUGAGGAUGGGAAACCACCAAAAAAUGAUUUUAAUGAAUGA